UCAAGGCGGAGACUUUGUUCGAUGAAGCAGCACUUCGAAACCGAAGAGGGUAAAAAGCUUUGCAAGAAAGUUAAUCUCGUUUACCAGUUUAAUCUCGCACCCAAGAAAAUUGGGAUCGGUGAGGUCUGUUAUACUAUUGAUUUGAAGAAUGCGAAGGUCUUCAAAGGAACAUUGGAAGGAGAAGAAAAGCUUGAUGCCACAUUUUCCUUCAAGGAAGAUGAUUUUGUCAAAACUGCAUUUGGAAAGAUGAAUCCCCAGAUUUCUUUCAUGAGUUCCAUCUAUAUAUCUUGUCUCAUUGCUCGUUUUGUUUCCUUUUGUGCAGACAUGUCAUCUGAAGAUGUAUUCGAACAUUACAAGGCUGUUGAUGCUUCCUCAUGCUGGAAGAAAGACAGCAAGAAGACUCGAGGGGAGAGUAGUAAAACUGCCUCAAUGAAGGCCUAA
Humulus lupulus (European hop) is the source of this 441-nucleotide messenger RNA. RefSeq names its product sterol carrier protein 2-like. The transcript has 4 exons. The record is from RefSeq and is a predicted model, not a curated record. The coding region runs from base 22 to 441 and encodes 139 amino acids. NCBI's taxonomy places the organism in Eukaryota, Viridiplantae, Streptophyta, Magnoliopsida, Rosales, Cannabaceae. Gene Ontology annotation, cellular component: cytosol.